AUGAGUCGUAAUACGAAAAGUCAUAACAAUAAAGACAUGCGAAAAAGAUCUGCAUUGUCAUUCAUCGGUGGAGAUGGUUCACUUGAUGUUGACCAUGUUUUACAAUCCAAACCUUGGGAAAAUAUUAAAGAAUUUGAAGAAAGCGAGGCUGGUUGUAUUCAAAAUGUACUAAAUGAUUUUGUCAAAGCGGUUACACAAGAGAAAAGUGUUGAAGCUAAAGAGGGACUAUUAAAGACGAUUAAAGAUUCUACGAAAAAAACUCCAAGAUCUACAAAAAAAGCUUCAACGAAGUCUUCGAUAAAGGAUUUAUCAAUGGAUUUACCUGGAACUUCAUCAAGUACUAUUAGCAACAUCGUUGAAACAAAUGUUACACUACGUAAGAAUAAAACUUUAAAGAAGCAAAGUCAGUUCGAGGUUUCCGAUAUAGAAAUGAUUCCGCAAGAACUCUCACAUAAUAUUGAUGAUAUAGAAGAAGAAAUCCAAAAUGUUUCAGAAGCCAACACCAAGAAGAUUAUUAAUUCAAAUAAAACAAUAAUUAAAAAAGAGAUCUUUCAAGAUAUAACAAAUGUCACUGAAAGAUGUCUACAAACAAGCACUCCUAAAAAAAUAUCUCCUAAAAUAAUAAAAAGGAUGGAGGAAAAGAAAGAAUCAAUGGUAGAAAAUAAAAAACAAAAUACGAGAAAUUCAGAAACUAAAUCAAAGAAAAAUGUUCAGCACAAAAAAAUACAAAAAGGAUCAGAAAAUACGGAAGAGCAAGAUAAAAGUAAUACAAAUGUUCUUAAAGAAGGGGAAAAAACAAAUAUAAAUUUGGAAAAUCAUUUGGAAAAAAUAAUUCCGCAGAAACUCCCACAUAAUACUAAUGCAAAAAAAGAAACUAAAAAAACUUCAAAAGUUAUCGCCAAGAAGAAUGUCAAUUUAAGUAAAAAAAUUAAAGAAGGAAUCACACAGGACCCAAUAAAUAUCGCCGAAAAAGAUCUGCAAACCAGCACUUCUAAAAAAGAAACCAGCAUCUCUAAAAAAGAAACAUCUAAAAUACGAAAAAAGACGAUGAAAAAGGAAAAAUCAACGGCAGAAAAUAAAAUAUCAAAAACGAGAAGUUCAGAAAAUAAAUCACAGAAAGGUGUUCAGCACAAAAAAAUGCGGAAAAAAUCGAAGAACAGGGAAGAGCAAACUAAAAGUAGCGUAAAUAUGCUUGAAGAAGAAAAAACGAAUGUAAAUGAAAAAGAAGUAAAUGUAAAUUUGGAAAAUAAUUUGGUAUGCAAUAAAGUGAAUCACACUUCGUCAAAAAAUAAAGCAGAGAACAAAAAAGCAAAAUAUAAAAACAAGCCUAACCAAUUGAAAAAGAAGAGUUUGAAGAAAGAAAAUUCCGAGAACAAGCUGCAAAAAAGCACUCAGUUAUCUGCAAUGAUUAAUGUCCGUGGAAACAACGGCAAAAAUAAAAGCAUUCUUAGACACCCAUUAAACCAAGCCAAAAUGAAGCUGCACGAAAAGAAGGAAUCAGGCAUCCACAGAAUCCAAGAGGUGCCUCUCGAGGAAUUGGACUUAUCAAAGGAGUACAAUGUGGAGAAGACUCUAGGCGAAGGUAGUUUCGCGAAAGUUCUAUUGGCAACGCACAGAACCACUCAGACAAGAGUGGUCCUAAAAGCAGUUCAUCAAGAACUCACGUCGGAGAAGGACUUCUUCCGAGAAUUCCAUUAUUCGUAUCACUUAAGUCCACAUCCUAAUAUACUCUGCUCAUACGCAGUUGCCUUUAAGGCGGAGAAAUGUUUCGUCUUCGCGCAGGAAUACGCGCCCUACGGCGAUCUCGCUGGCAAUGUGAAAGCCGGCGGGCUCAACGAGGAUGCCUGCAAAAAAAUCGCUGGUCAACUUGCCUCGGCCCUCGAUUUUAUCCAUUCGAAACAACUGGCCCAUCGUGACAUCAAGCUGGAGAACGUGCUAGUGUUCGCGCAGGACAUGAGCAAAGUGAAGUUAUGCGAUUUCGGCUGCACAAAGCGCGAAGGCAUCCUUGUGAAUAAGAUCCGUUGUACCUGGGUGCCGUUCCAACCUCCCGAGAUUCACGAAAUCAUCAAGAAUGAAAGGUAUGCUUGCAAGAGGAGCUCAGACUGCUGGCAGUUUGGCAUUGUCCUCUUUGUUUGCCUGACCGGUAACCCGCCAUGGCAGAGCGCCGAUCCGAUCCAAGACCCGGAUUACUCAGCCUUCCAAAGAUGGUUGAAGCGACGUACCACCAAAAUCCCACCGACUUUCCGCCGUUUCACUCCUAGGCUACUCCGAUACUUCAGGCGAGCAUUUGAACAUAAGCCGGAGAAAAGGCCUCACGUGACCGAGAUCAACAAGUACCUCAAGGAUUCGUGGUGUAUCAGUAAGAUCAGCCACAGUGCGACAUCGACGUCAGUCGAUGUUAGCGAGAGCCUUGCCAGGCGAGGCGAUAGCCUACUCUAUCUAGAUACUAUCUUGGACGAUCGACACAACGUGGAUGAGAACAAGAACAAAUUAAGAAAACUACUUAACAGUUACGGCCUGGAGACUACGGUAGACCAGAAAGUCGUCACUAAGAGGAUAUGGGAAUGGGUAAUGCAAUGUGACUCUAACAUAGACACGGAGCCCGGUCUGAUCAGCAGCUUCAGCACGGAGAACAUGUGAGAGAUAGUGAGAACUUGCAGCGAGCCAUGCCUUCGGGUCACUCAAGAGGAACGGAGUAAGUUCCGAAAGGGCAGCUUCUACAUGCCGACCUCGUACAGAUGUGCCAAAUAAUCAGCUAGAGCUACCUAGCCGAGAGACACUUUCCGGAACUCAUUCGAGUGCCCCGCAAAGGAAGUGGAACAUGACCCUGUUUCAGCGAUGUUUCCAAAGUGUCGAAAAGCUAGUCACAAGCGGACCAAUUACCGAACUUCUUUAAUUAGUAAGAUUGCGGAUAAAUUCGAGGGACAAUGAUAUUUGUAUAGAUUGGUGUUAAAAACGGUGUAAUCGCAAU
Cyphomyrmex costatus is the source of this 2971-nucleotide messenger RNA. RefSeq names its product serine/threonine-protein kinase meng-po (gene meng). Gene Ontology annotation, biological process: protein phosphorylation. The transcript has 7 exons. The record is from RefSeq and is a predicted model, not a curated record. Lineage: Eukaryota; Metazoa; Arthropoda; Insecta; Hymenoptera; Formicidae. Gene Ontology annotation, molecular function: protein serine/threonine kinase activity; ATP binding. The coding region runs from base 1 to 2640 and encodes 879 amino acids.